CCCUGUUCCGUCUCACCAAUCCUGCAGAGAUGAAGUACUUGGUGUUUGUGCUCCUGGUGGCUGCCGCUUGCGCUUCUGAGGUGGAGAAGCGAGAGGCGGAGCCAAGUCGUGCUUUAAGCUAUGGCUACGGUGUUCACCACCACGCCUACCCCCGCACCUACUACCACCCUUACCACCGUUUCCACAAGAGGUCCGCUGAGCCUGAGGCUGAUGCCGAGCCUUCUUACUUAGGCUACUACCGUCCCUAUUCCUACAGCUACCACAAUACUCCCUAUGCCCACCACCACUACAAGAGGUCCGCCGAACCUGAGGCCGAAACAGAGCCCUCUUACGGUUCCUCCAACUACUACCGUCCCUAUUCUUACGGCUACCAGCCACUCCACUAUAUUCCCUCCGUCCACCACCACCACAAGAGGUCCGCUGAGCCUGAGGCCGAAGCAGAGCCCUCUUACGGCUCCUCCAACUACUACCGUUCCUAUUCGUACGGCUACCAGCCACACCACUAUAUUCCCUCCGUCCACCACCACCACAAGAGGUCUGCUGACCCCGUUGCUGAGGCUGAAGCUAGCUACGGCUACAGGUCCUACCACCCCGUGCAUUACCACUCCUACCAAUACACCCCUUACACUCAUAGCCACUACAAGAGAUCUGCUGAGCCAGAAGCUGAUCCUAGCUAUGGUCACCACCACCAGACCGUGUACCGUCCCUACCAUAGCGGAGCUCACUAUGGUUACGGUUACCGCACUCACCACCACUAAGGUACUGAGUGUUUAUAUUCCCUGAAGCUAUGUUUUAUUUUGAAAAAUGACUUAAAAGUAAUAAAGUUAAUUGG
This is a messenger RNA of Penaeus indicus, 832 nucleotides long. Its product is annotated as histidine-rich glycoprotein-like. The record is from RefSeq and is a predicted model, not a curated record. The transcript is spliced from 2 exons. The coding region runs from base 30 to 758 and encodes 242 amino acids. NCBI's taxonomy places the organism in Eukaryota, Metazoa, Arthropoda, Malacostraca, Decapoda, Penaeidae.